Mercenaria mercenaria is the source of this 6333-nucleotide messenger RNA. RefSeq names its product leukemia inhibitory factor receptor-like. Lineage: Eukaryota; Metazoa; Mollusca; Bivalvia; Venerida; Veneridae. The record is from RefSeq and is a predicted model, not a curated record. The transcript has 13 exons. Gene Ontology annotation, molecular function: protein binding. The coding region runs from base 405 to 3386 and encodes 993 amino acids.
UGAGAAUUUUAAAUUGCUUCAUUAUUUAGUGUUACAAGAAGGAGAUUUUUCUUGUUUUAAUUUUUUUAAAUGUUACUUUCAACGCUUUAUACAACAGAAGAAAGAUUGCAAUAGUACAUUGAUGCUAUCGCAAAUUUGAAACGUUGCAAAGGGAAAUCGCUUAUAGAGAGAAACAGUUCAGAAUGAGGACAGCGGAUAAAGUGUUCACAGUUGCGUUGCUAGCAUAUUUUAUUCCAUGCUAUACUUGAGUUUUACAUAAUAUCAAGCCAAAUCCAGUUUCGAGCAUUUCAUCAAAGGUUAUCAACAGUACGUGCAUUCAGGUAUUUUGGAAUACAAGUGAUUCGGAGCCACAGCAUCCUAAAGAACAUAGAAUUAUUGUAUUCAGUAAAUGGGAUAAUUUUACGAUGACUUUUAAAACAUCUGAGACCACUGAGCAAUUUCCACACAGUCGGACCUUUUGCAACCUACAUCCAUACACUGAAUAUACAUUUAGUGUAAGUAUACAGCCGAUUGGCCUCUACUCAGGCUUUUUCAGUGACGAGACAAAAAGUGUAUCAAGGACGUUCUCUGACAUUCCAAGUGCAAGUCCAGAGUUGAUAGAAGGGGGCUAUAGCUCUAAUCAAAGAGGCUGUGAUAAAGGUUGUCAGAGAGUUGUUUGCAUAUUUUGGAAGUCAAUCAAGGAAGAACAUAAGAAUGGACAAAUGAGGAGUGUCCAGGGUCUGUUUACUGCCAUUAAUGCGAAAAUACCACCUCUACAAGAUGACUGGGCCACAGAUUCCACGUAUAGUUGCUCCUAUUUAUUGUGUAACACAAACUAUAACUACACUAUUAAGGCCAGGAAUGUAAAUGGUACAUCAGACAAUGGCUCGACAAUCACAAUACCAUCAUUUAAUCCAGGGAAUAUGCCGCCACAAUUUGUAGUGGAAUCAACUAAUACAUCAGAAGUUUACAUCAGCCUUGACCAACGAGAAGAUCGCCAUACCAAACAGUAUAUUGUAGCGUGGUGCCGAAAUAAAAAUAGAGAUUGUCAGCCAGGUGAUGAGUUCAGUUGGAAACACUUUCCUUCAAACACAACAGAAGCCGUUUUACAUAUAAAAUCAUCACAGGACUUUUUGUACGGUGUUAGUGUAUUAACAGAGGAUGGAAGCAGUGGUGUAUCGUGGCAGGAUUGUGUAUAUCAGAAAAAUAUACCCCCAAAGAGGGAGCCUCAGAAUGUUGUGGUGUCGGCGGGAUCUGAUGAUAACACACUGGUUGUCAAGUGGGAUAAACUGGCAUGUGAAUCAAAUGAGCCAUACAUAGCCAUGUACAAUGUGCAAUUCAACAAAUUAGAUGAUAUAAAUCGGAAAUCUAUCAAUGUGGCUGAGUCGGACGAAGCGAGAGUGGUGUUAAGAGACAUGGAGGAAGAUCAAACUUAUCUUGUGACGGUGAGAGGAAUCACAAAAGAUGGACGUUAUGGACCUGAGAGUCAACCUCAGAAAGGCGUACCAGUAAAAAAAAGUUUAAAACCAACGGUAAUAGUAGGAAUAUCCGUGGCUGCGCUAGUAUGUGCAAUAUUUGCGGGAGUUGGACUUUUCUGUAUAGUCAGGGUAUGUAAAAUGAAACCAAAGAAAGCUAUAGAAGAAGCGGGAAAUAUUACCAUUCCUGAGAUGCCUGACUUAGUAUUCAACAAUGAUCGUCAAAACAGUUACGACAUUGGAUAUGAUAUGACACCACCACCUGAAAAAAGUAAGAACGCAAUACAGUUAGGCAGCUCAGAAUUUGUUCAACUCUACGACUGUCGCGUUGCAGACUAUGGUGAAACAACUAUCGGCUAUAGCGAAUUGAUUUUAGGUCAUUGUGAAACAAUAACAGACCAUGGUGAAACACCUUUUGUCCAUGUUAAACAUACAAGGUACCAAAGUGAAACAACGAUAGGCAAUGGUAGAUCUAUAAGCCAUAAAGAAGCAACUAAAGACCAUGGUGAACAAAAUAUCGGAUAUGGGGAAACGACGAAUGGUAAAGAAACUAUAGGCAGUGGUGAAAAUACAGGCACUCCCACUAAAACAGAUGAUCUUGAAUCUGAACCGAUUCAUCAAAACUCUGACCAACCCGAAAGGCUUGCAUCCAAAAGUACUAAGGAAUCAAAACUAAUGCUCAUAAUACCAAAACCUGUUGCAUUUACUAUAGCCUCUGAUAGCGAGAUGUCAUUUUCUGCAAAAGUAAACAUUGUUUCCACUGAUUCUUCGAAAGAUAAAAUUAUUGACUACGUAAAGUGCAAAGAGGCAUCUUCUGAUUCCAGAAACAUCUUAAACCCCCUCCCAAACGCAGAACCUUUGAGCAAUAAAAACAUUGAGGAAAGUGUAACAGUUGGUAACAGUCAAAAGGUUAAACAUGGAUUGCACUUAGCCCCUCUCAGCAAUGACAACAGUGAGACCAGUGUAACUGCCGGCGACAAUUAUUGCCGAGACCUAAAUAAUGAAUUGCACCAAGGUCAACUGAGCAAAAGUAACAUUGAGACAAGUACACAAGUCGAUGACAAUAGCAGUCAACUGAUUGAACAUGAAAUGCAAUUAGCCCAUCUGAACAACAUAAACAGUGUGACAAGUGCAGCAGUCAGUGACAGUAAUAACCAAAAGCUUACAUAUGAAGCUCACAAAGCUACAACCAAUAUAUCAUUUCCUUUAAACAAUGUCCCCCCACUUAUCAAUAUUCCCUGUCCAAAUGAAACGCAGAGAAGUAAUGACUCUUUCGCAGACGAUGACAUUGAAAUGUCUCCUAUGAACACUGAUAGUAACUGUCGACAAUCCAGGGGUGUUUUUUAUUCACCCUCAAGUAGUAUCAAAAUUUCUACAUUAAAAUGCCCCAAAGAUUAUUUUCCUCACUUUAACUGUAUUGAAGACAAUUUGUUCCGUGAAAACAUUCUGGAUUCUAGUAAGAUAGACAUUUCAAAUAAAACCAACGGCUAUGUGCCUCAUGCAAAUGCCAUUACAGAUUACAUACCUUCUUAUGCCGUUCAAAGCUAUAUUCCUCAUGAUGGAAUGGGAAAUAUUACUAUCCAUGAAAAGAAUAUGGAUUCAAAUUCUACACCAUCAUCUUGUGCAAUUCAGGAUUCAAUUUCUACACCAUCAUCUUGUGCAAUUCAUACCAAUAUGGAUCCAGGCUAUGUUUUCUCCAAAACCGAGUUUCUAUCAGAUACUGGAUAUGUUGAACAAGGAAACAUACUACCAAGGGCCACGGAUGAUAAACAACCUGUCUCUUUUCAAGAUUACGUAGAUAAUCAAUUCAUAGCUGCUCCACAAAAGGAAACGUUAAAUUCAGAGAAUUGCGCUGACUCUUGUGAAGUGACUGAAUAUGAAUGUUUAUUGGUGAACAAGGAGGACUAUGUUUCUCAUGCUGUUUUGAAAUAAGAGAAUAAGCAGUUAAUUGUAGCAUUUCCUUUAACAUAAGAAACCCAUAUUUUGCCUAAAUAUUUAUGCAUUGUUUACUUAUGCCUCGUUUAUCGUUAUUAUUUUCAUACAUAUUGAUUACCUGAUGCACAUAUCGUACAGCCAGCGUAUAUUGAAUUGUUAAAGAAUUUUGUUCCUAUGACUAUACUCUAGUAUUGAAAGUUGUCUGUGAAGAGAUUUCUGUAAGUGGGGAGAUUUUCGUAUGGAAACAAGAAAGGAAGUAAAUAAGUAUCACAUGAAUACAACGUCCAUGGAAUAAGGACCAUUGAGUAUAAUACAUCCCAAACAGUGGUUAUCUCUUAAAGGUCCAUUACUAAGGGAAAGUGAGUUGUCAAUUUUUUUCAUAGCCAGUGCAUAGACUUCUGCAAGACACUAAAUAAUGAAGAUUGGCAGGUCAAAAUUUACAGAAGGUCUUUGGAACUCAAAGAAAUGUAUGUGUAUUAUGUUGAAAUUUCAAUGAAUCGACAGAAUGACCCCCCAGGUCUUUUUAACUUUCUUCAUACUUCAUAGAAAAAUAAUUGUACAUAUACUGCGAUUUAUUUCGAAUUUCUACAUACCAACUUUCAUUUUCCAAUAAAAUGAAAUAGUUUCUGUGCUUUUUAAAAGAAAUUAAAAUGUUCACUUUCCUUAGUAUUGGACCUUUAAACAAAGUCAUAGUUUAUCGUAUUUAGCUACGCUCUCGUGAUUUAAUUCCUUCCAUUUUGGAUUCCAAACAGCGAUUCUAUCAACGACUAAUAUCUGUUUGAGAUAUAUUAUUUCUUAAAUAAAAUUAUGGAUUCAGAGAACACUUUUGUAUAUCUGUAAUAUUCGAAGAAGAAUAAUAUCAAAUGUUGUUAAAACUAUAUUUUACCGGCUUUUAUGGUGCUUCUGAAAAAUCUUGCAGAACACAGAUACUUAUGUUUACCACGAAUCAGAUUGUCUUAAAACUUGCUAAAGGUGUUAAAUAUUGUGUCUGGGACUGUUGUUUGUCAAUAGCUGCUCAAAAAUAAUAAGAUUUACACGCUCUGAAAAUGACCUUUUUGUCUUAAAAUCUGCGAAAACAUGGCCGCGAUGUGCAAAUAAUAAGAGGCUUAUUUCAAAACUGUCCUAUUAUUCUUCAGUGAAACUUUUUGUCAAUUUAUGACUAAUAACUUGCUUGACAUACCCAUGGGCAAAUAUGUUAUAUCGGUGUAAUUACACUUUUGGAGAAAAGUGUGAUUCGCACGUUUUAAAUUCAUCAUUCGCCGCCUAGAAGAAACAAGAUGGCGGAGCUUGCGAAAUCGAAAGUAAGAAGAUUUCUUACUUUUGCACUUUUGAAAUUAAAUAUUGUAGAUUCUAGAUCUUUCUGACUGGCAGUCACUUGUUUAUCUUAUUUAUCUAUUUCCACAUAUAGUAUAGGUUUAGUAGAUUGCAUAUAACCAGUUAAUAACAUCUAGUGUGACGAGACUGGCCAGUGUCAAUGACAUAACAUUUCAAUAAUUAUUACUAAUCUAGGUCUACUAAGCACCUGUAAUUGUGAUAGAUUAGCUGUUUUCAACUUCUGAAAGUCGUAUAAAGUGACCCGUAAUUUGAUGUAAUUUGAUGUUCAGUUGUAAUGUAGUCUAACAAAUUUAAAACGGGAUCCUUCACUGUCCUAGGAAUUACAGAGGAAAAAUAUUGAGAUAUUUUUUGAUAUGGGCAAUAUCCCCACUUGCGUUAAACACUCAGAAGACCAAAAUAGUGUAAGCAGUUUCUGAUGAAAUUUAUAUCGCUGCUGACCCUUUACAUGCUAUAUGUUUAAAAGCCGAUAAUGUCACAAAUUUGAAAUAAAUUCAAAUAAAUUACAUUUAUCGAAAGGAGAUUCAGUUCCUCAUUGAUUUAUGUUAAAAUUAUGGAAUAAUAUAAACAAGAAAUGUCUUUAAAAAGACAAACGGCGUAGAGGUAAUAAUGUUUGGCGCAUGAAAAAAUCAGAAUUAAACUGAAUGUAAAGACAGAAAAUAUUUGGAUAUGCAUAUACGAAUACAUUAUUUAUUUGCAAAUAUUCCAACUAAGCAGCAAAUUUAAAUGGUCUUGAGGUAUCCUUUCAGUGAUAGAAGGUAAAAAUGAUUUGACGUCCUGGGUUGAUUCUGAAAUAACUUCGUGUUGAAUCAGAAUCCCCCAUAAGUAACCCACUAGCACAAUAAGUCGACAAGCCUACAAUUAGUUGGACUGGAAAAGGCUAAAGCAGUUGACAUGAAAAUAAAACCCUAGCUUUUAAACCACUAGUAGUGACCUCCAUAACUCUAAUUACUUGAUCAAGUUCUUAGUUAAAAAAAUUAAAGCAAAAGAUCAAACAUUUACAGAUUUGGAUACCUUCAAUAAAUGUUGAAAUCUUUUUCUUGGAUAAAGUAAUAGGUAGAUACUUAAAUAAUAUAUGAACGAAAAGUGAUUUUUAAAUUUAAUUUGCAAUUGUUGUUUGCAUAGUCAUUAUUUUAAUAAAAUUUAAAAAAAUUCAGCUGACCUACUGGCCUGCAUUGGUGUUGUUAUUGUUUUUGUCUGCACUUGCCAGAGCGAGGCUCCAGUGGGGAAAAACCCCUGGUGUCAAAUUAUGUAGGGAAUAACUCAAGUUUCGUGAAAUAAUAACAAAGAAUUAUUAGCUUUUCUGCUUUAUUUUCACGAAGAACAUGAAUUUGCCGUGUGUGCGAAACCGCGUACAGUCCGACCCCGGGUACACUGACUCUACAGUUACAACCAGCCACAACUCAUUCAUCCAUAAGCGAGGUACGCAACGGGUGAAGAAGUUUACUUUCGAUUUCUCUAGCGGUGAUAAAUUACUAAAAACUUUAAAUUAGAAUAUAUCGUUUUAGUUUAGGGUAACAAAACUACUAAAUAUGUUCCAUUUAAUACGUGCCUUCUGAUAACCAAUGUCAUUUAAGACUUAAUAAAUGGUUUAUCUUCUCAGAGCGCCCCU